Messenger RNA from Solea senegalensis (Senegalese sole), 2812 nucleotides. It is a transcript of the gene smyd4, whose product is annotated as SET and MYND domain containing 4. The transcript is spliced from 10 exons. Bases 89 to 2428 code for a protein of 779 amino acids. The record is from RefSeq and is a predicted model, not a curated record. Lineage: Eukaryota; Metazoa; Chordata; Actinopteri; Pleuronectiformes; Soleidae. Gene Ontology annotation, molecular function: protein binding.
UGACAGCGUUCUUGUCACCGAUUCAAAACAGCGUGGAACUGAUUCAAGUGAAUCCCUCGUUGCUCGCGAGGCUUCCCUGUGCUUCGUUAUGGACCUUCCGAGUGUCCAGUGGCAGGAACACGUUUCACAGAAAUGGACCGGACUCGACCCCGAGUUUCAGGAGCACUUCACAUCCCUCACUGAAAUAGAUGAUGUUUUUAAAUAUGCCUUGAAUCUCACUACCCGAGAUGAUCUGGAUUAUCUACAUUCACUUUCUGCAAGUUACCCAGUACAGAAGGACACACAGCAAGCAGCCAAUUGCAGGGAGAGGGGUAACGGCAGCUUCAAGAACAGGGACUACACUGCAGCUGCUUUGCACUACUCACAGGGUAUAUGUUUUGCUCCGCAAAGUUCGGAGCAGCUGUCUCUGUGUUACGCCAACCGCUCUGCUGCCCUCUACCAUCUGCAGCACUACCAGGAAUGUCUUGAUGACAUCGCUAAAGCCCGGAAGAAUGGCUACCCCUUUCACCUUGUGCACAAACUAACAGACCGUCGCACACUGUGUCUCAAACACCUGUCAGGUGGACAACAGGGAAAAGGAGAUCCUAACAGUCAGGCCUUAAAAAAUAAUAAAGGUCCACGCAGAAGCCAACCACCAUCUGCUGAACAUAUCACAAGUUGGAUUUGUCCUCAAGCUACUGUUAGCUUCAGCCUGGAGAAAGGUCGACACCUGGUGGCGGCACAGAGAAUAGCAGCUGGGGAGAUGAUCCUGAGCGACAGGCCGUACAGCUGUGUCCUCAUACCAGGGAUGCAGGAGGUGGGAGGGAAGAGUGGAGAACAAGACACAGGAGAGUUGGGAACAGAGCACAGGUGCUGCCACAGGUGCUUGACUGAAACACUGAGUCCUGUGCCGUGUGAGGGGUGCAGCUACGGUCGAUACUGUUCAACUGGCUGUCAGCAGGACGCCUGGGGAGAACAUCAUCGCUGGGAAUGUCCACUGGGAGCGGAUUUGCUGGUGCUGGGUGUGAUGUCACAGCUUGCUCUGAGGGUAGCACUAAAGGCGGGGUUAAAAAACAUCCAAAUGGCCAGGGAGCCAAUCAGAGACGAGCACACAAAGUCUGAGCCAAGAAAUGAGUCCAGUGAAACCUAUCCAUGUCAUGCAAAUCAACUGGAUCCUUCUACCUCAUACUACGGCGACUCUUACAAGACUGUGUUUCACUUGCAUCACCUCCUGAAUCGUCAGAGCCCUGCUCUGCGUUUUCUCAGUGCUGUUACCGUAGCAACACUUGCCUUGAAGCUCAGCAAGGCAGGGCCUUUAUCUUGGGACCUCAGUGUGACCUCAACAGCAAACUGCCAAUCAGCAGAUGAGGAGGGAGGCAACGCAGGUCAGAGCGACGAGCUGUGGCUGAUGGGAAGUGCAGUUCUGAGGCACGUCCUGCAGCUUAGGUGUAACACACAGGCUAUUGUCAUGCUGAAAGAUACAGGACCAGCAAACUCGCCAGUACAGUCCAGCAGAGAAAUCCGAGUUGCUUCCGCAAUAUUCCCAACACUUAGUCUCCUGAAUCACUCCUGCUGUCCCAACACCAGCCUCGUGUUCAGCACUGGAGCCAACGUUGAUCCCUCUGUGUCCGCACACCUCUGUGAAAGUGUGGACGAGCACGGAGAUGCAAUCCCUGGAGUCGCUGUAACUGUCAGAGCAGCCAGCGAUAUCGCUGCAGGACAGGAGAUCCUGCACUGCUAUGGUCCUCACAGCAGUAGGAUGGUGACCCAAGAACGCCAGCGUCUCCUGCUGGAGCAGUACUACUUCCUGUGCCAGUGUAAAGCCUGCACCGUGACCCAGGAGGAAGCGGCAGAGGGCAGAGAGCAGAAGUCGGGUUCUGGAGUCAGUCAAAGCAAAUCCGGACUCCUGUGUUGCAAGUGCAAAGGAUCUCUCAACAAAAGCAGUGUGGACAAAGGAGCGGCAUUUAUAUGUUCACAGUCACCGUGUACUCAUCGUACGUCUUCAUCCGAAGUGAGCCUCAGGCUGCAGGAGAUCAGGGUCGUCCUGAAAAGAGCUGGGGACCUCAUGGAGAGAGACAGGCCUGAUGAGGCUCUGGGACUGUUGAAUAAAGUCCAGUUUCAGGCUGGACAAAUCCUUGCAGAGACGCACCCUCUACAGGGGGAACUGGCUGAUGCCAUGGCCAGAGCAUGUGCCACAAUGGGUGACUGGAAUAAUGCUGCCUCGCAUCUGGAACGGAGUGCUGUAUCUAUUGGCUCCCAAUACGGGGAUGACAGUAUUGAACUGGGUCAACAGCUCUUCAAAUUAGCUCAGCUACACUUCAAUGGUGGAGCCAGAGGCCCAGCUCUCUCUGUCAUCCCCAAGGUCAGACGACUCCUCUGCCUUCACCGUGGAUCGCACUGCCUCGAACUGCAAGAGCUGCAAGCCAUGGAGGACUGUCUUCGACGGUAGUCUAGAAAGAAUUAUUUUGAUUACAUAAUCCACUCUUUUUAUACCAAGGACCACGGGAGAAAAUAUUGAGCUCGCGAAGUAACACUGUUAUCGACAACGUUAAAAUACUAACGGUGUAAACAGGCCGAGCAAAAUCAGCGAUAGAUGGCAGAUUUAUUCCCAAUAAAAUAAUCUGCUCUCUCAUCAUCAUCCUCUUCCUCACAGACACUGGUGGAGUGAAAUUAAGAUCAAAACUCCGAUCACAUACCCUGGGAUAAACAGUAGAACAUUAUAUUCAAGUAGUACACAUGCCACAGUUAGAGAGCCAUGGAUCUAUCAUGACAGAAUACUAUUACAGUAUCAUUUUUGUUCUCAGUGAACAUGAAUAAACCUGUGAAACGAUCA